Arctia plantaginis is the source of this 2301-nucleotide messenger RNA. The record is from the annotation of a GenBank genome assembly. Lineage: Eukaryota; Metazoa; Arthropoda; Insecta; Lepidoptera; Erebidae.
AUGGGCGUGGGCCUGCAGCCACUUGAGUUUACUGAGUGCCUGGCGGACAGCCCUCAGUUCCGUGAGAACUUACAGAGGCACGAAAAGGAGCUCGAGCGCACCAGCCAGCAGAUCAAGCGUCUCAUCAAAGAAGUCAAGGAUGUCGUGCAGGCCGCCAAACGGUUGGGCACGGCGCAGCGGGCGCUGGCGGCCAGCAUGGACCAAUUCGAGUUUGCGUGCAUCGGCGCCUCGAUGACAGAGGACGAGCGCGUCAUCAGCCGCAGCUUGCACCACUUCGCGCACCUCAUCAGGACCAUCGAAGACGAGCGGGAUCGCAUGGUGGGUCGUGCGCAGGAACAGAUCAUCCAGCCGUUAGAGAGGUUCCGCAAGGAGCACAUCGGAGCAGUGAAGGAGGGCAAGAAAAAGUUCGACAAAAAGACAGCCAAGUUCUGCCAAAGCCAGGAACGUACACUUUCACUCUCGACCAAGAAGCCCGAAAAUGUGUUCCAAGAGGCAGACGCGGCGAUGGACAUGGCAGAGCGCGACUUCUGCCAAGCGUCCUUGGAGUACGUGUUCCAGCUGCAGGCGGUGCAGGAACGCAAGAAGUUUGAGUUGGUGGAGACGCUGCUAGGUUUCGUAUUCGGGUGGUGGACCUUCCAUCACACCGCCCACGACGUGCACGCCGACGCCGAGCCCCGCGUGCGUGAUCUGCAGCUCAGGAUACAGCGGACGCAGAGCAACUUUGAAGAGAUGAGCAAGCAGACUGAGUCACUCAUGAAGAAGAUGAUGGAGGUCCGACAGAUGAACAAAGAGGAGGAGGGUGGUGAGGAGGUGCGCGGGGGGGUGUCGCGAGCCGGCUACCUGUUCCUCAUGGAGAAGAAGGCGUUCGGCACGACGACGUGGAGCAAGCACUACUGCACCUACGAGAAGAGUUCGCGCUCGCUCGCCAUGACGCCCUACAACCAGAUCAAUGUCAAGACGAUGCUGGGCCCCGUCAAUUUACGAGACAUUCGACCAGUUUUUUCGUCGACCACCGCGGACGCGGGCGGGUGCGAGACGGUGUGCGUGUGCGGCGCGCGCUCGUGCAGCGAGCCGGUGGAGCGGCGCUUCUGCUGGGAGGCCGUGCCCGCCGAGCGCGAGCGCGCGGCCCUCACGCUGCAGGCGCUGAGCGAGCGCGACCGCGCGGCGUGGCUGCGCGCCAUGGACUGCCCGCCCGACGCCGCGGCCCCGCCGGCCGCCGCGCCCGCGCCGCUGCGGCCCGACGAGCCGGCGGCGGCGCUGGACGAGGCGGGCUUCGCCUUCGUGCGCGCGCUCAUCGGCGCCAUCGAGUCCCGCGGCCUGGAGGAGCAGGGGCUGUACCGCGUGGCGGGCGUGGCGUCCAAGGUGGCACGCCUCGUGGCCUGCGCGGGCGUGGGGCGCCGCCUGCCCGCGCUGCACGAGCCGCUGGAGUGGGAGACCAAGACGCUGACGUCAGCGCUCAAGAGCUACCUGCGCGCGCUGCCCGAGCCGCUGCUGACGCGCGCGCUGCACGCGCAGUUCCUCGCCGUGGCCAAGAGCGAGCGGCGCGCCGAGCGGGCGGCGGGCAUGGCGGCGCUCGUGCGGGCCCUGCCGCCGCCCAAUAGAGAGAUGCUGCACCUCGUCAUGCAGCAUCUGCGCAACGUGGCGGCGCGCUGCGACAAGAACCUGAUGUCCACGUCCAACCUGGCGGUGUGCUUCGGGCCCACGCUGCUGCGGCCCGAGCGCGAGACCGUCGCCUCCAUCCUCGAGCUCAAGUUCUACAACGUGCUGGUGGAGACGCUGCUGGAGCACUACGCGGAGAUCUUCGAGCCGGCCGCGCCCCCGCCGCACCCCCACAACGGCACGCUCAGAACGUCGCCGACGUCGAUGCCGAUGAUACGCAACGACACGUCGGCAGUGGAGCGGAUGCUGGGCGUGGCGCCCGCGCCAGCUGUGGGAGUGGGGCUGGGACUUGGCGCGCGCUACUCACCCCAUCACCACCAGCUGCUACAGCACUUCGCACCGCCAAUGAUGCCGCACAGAGGGGUCGGGCGCUCCAGCAGCAGCUCGGCGGAGUCGGUGUCGAGCCACAGCGCCUCCCCCCCUCCGGCGGGCGCGGUGGGGGCGGGGGGCGCGGGGCGGGCGCGCUUCAGCCGCGUGCGGACGCUGUACGCCUGCCUCGGCGAGAGCGAGGGCGAGCUGUCGUUCGAGCCCAACCAGAUCAUCACCAGCGUGGUGCCGAGCGGCGAGCCGGGCUGGCUGCGCGGCACGCUCAACGGCAAGACGGGGCUCGUGCCCGAGAACUACGUGGAGCCCUUGCCGUGA